This is a messenger RNA of Pistacia vera, 617 nucleotides long. Its product is annotated as histone H3.2-like. The record is from RefSeq and is a predicted model, not a curated record. Gene Ontology annotation, molecular function: DNA binding; structural constituent of chromatin; protein heterodimerization activity. Gene Ontology annotation, cellular component: nucleosome. The transcript has a single exon. Lineage: Eukaryota; Viridiplantae; Streptophyta; Magnoliopsida; Sapindales; Anacardiaceae. The coding region runs from base 81 to 491 and encodes 136 amino acids.
AUUUUUUUUCUUAAGAAACAACCACAAGUCUAAACACAAGUCCAAACACAAAGCCACUCUUUCAAUCAUCAAUCUUUGAAAUGGCUCGCACGAAACAAACAGCAAGGAAGUCCACCGGAGGCAAGGCGCCACGUAAGCAGCUGGCCACGAAGGCCGCUCGGAAGUCAGCUCCGGCGACGGGAGGAGUGAAGAAGCCGCACCGUUUCAGGCCGGGAACUGUAGCCUUGAGAGAGAUCAGAAAGUACCAGAAGAGCACGGAGCUUUUGAUUCGGAAGCUUCCGUUUCAGAGACUAGUAAGAGAAAUUGCUCAGGAUUUUAAAACCGAUUUGAGGUUCCAAAGCAGCGCCGUCGCGGCUCUUCAAGAGGCAGCCGAGGCUUAUCUCGUCGGACUCUUUGAGGACACAAAUCUCUGUGCAAUUCACGCUAAGAGAGUCACUAUUAUGCCUAAAGAUAUUCAACUCGCCAGCAGGAUCAGAGGCGAGAGAGCUUAAUUGUGAAGAAGAAAUUUAAUGUGUAGUAGAUCUGCGUUUUAGGGUUUGAGUUUCACUAGAUUCUUGUUCUUGUGUUAUUUAAGAAUUACUUUCUUUCAAUAUAAUUAAUUUUUCCGAUUAAAAAUA